Molecule: messenger RNA, 1648 nt
Organism: Juglans microcarpa x Juglans regia
Lineage: Eukaryota; Viridiplantae; Streptophyta; Magnoliopsida; Fagales; Juglandaceae
Product: WAT1-related protein At1g25270-like
Exons: 7
Coding region: 297-1469 (390 amino acids)
Cellular component (GO): plasma membrane
Molecular function (GO): transmembrane transporter activity
Source: RefSeq, a predicted model, not a curated record
CACACUCCUCGACACCUAGCUAGUUCUCAUCCUUCCACACACACUCACUCUCUCUCUCUCUCUCUCUCUCUCUCUCGCUUUCUUUCUGGACUUGAAAACCCCUAUAUAUAUAUCCAAGAUCAUCUCGUAAUUUUCUUUCAUCUCUCAAAAACAUCUGCUUGCCAUUUUGUCUUAUUUUUUCUCCAACUCCAACCAACAAGCAAGAAGGUUUCUUUGAUCUUCUGCUAGCUAGGAAAAGUUGGUGUUGGGGGCAGGCCAGCCGCAGGGAUUGAUAUAAUUUAAUUGUGUCGACAGAAAUGGAACGCAUUUGUGAUUUAGUGCAUGAGCUGAGGCCAGCCUUGUUAAUGGUGGUGGUUCAGCUUGCAUUUGCAGGGGUCAAUGUGUUCUACAAAUUGGCCGCAAACGAUGGAAUGAGCUUAAGGAUUAUUGUUGCCUAUCGCUUCGUUUUCGCAACAGCUUUUAUCGUUCCUCUGGCUCUCGUUUUUGGAAGGAAAAGUAGGCCAAAGCUGACUUGGGUAGUACUCUUCCAAGCAUUUCUUUGUGGGCUAUUUGGGGGUUCAUUAGCUCAAAAUUUAUACAUUGAGAGCCUAACCUUGACAUCAGCAACAUUUGCUUCAGCCAUGACUAACCUAGUUCCAGCCAUUACCUUCAUCCUGGCCGUCUCCUUUGGGUUGGAGAAGCUGAGUCUAGGGUCGGUAUCAGGGAAGGCAAAAGUGUUGGGAACAUUAACGGGAAUAGGUGGGGCGAUGCUCCUCACUUUCUAUAAAGGAGCAGAGAUCAACGUAUGGUGUACUCACGUUAACCUUCUGCAUCACGGCGAACGUCAAACCAAACACUUGGUAUCCCCAAGAUCAGAAAAUCGCCUUUUGGGUGGUAUUUUGGCUAUAGGAAGUUGUUUCUCAUACGCCUCCUGGUUAAUUAUUCAGGCAAAAAUGAGUGAAACAUAUCCAUGUCACUACUCAAGUACAGCUCUAAUGGCUGUGAUGGGAACAAUCCAAGCUGCUGUUUUUGCCCUAUGCACGGAGAGGGAUUGGAAUCAAUGGAAGUUGGGCUGGAACAUCAGGCUACUUACAGUGUCUUACUCGGGUAUCGUAGCUUCUGGGGUUAUGGUAACUUUGAUAUCAUGGUGCGUGCACAUGAGAGGUCCUUUAUUCGUCUCCAUCUUCAGCCCUCUAAUGCUUGUUUCAGUUGCCAUCAUGGGGUCUUUAGUACUGGACGAAAAGCUGCAUCUUGGAAGCAUAUUAGGAGCCGUGAUGAUUGUGUGCGGGUUAUACGUGGUGCUGUGGGGGAAAGGCAAAGAGAUAAAGAAGAUAACUCAGCUAGCACCCUCCAAAAGCUACCGAGAAUCUCAUCAACAUGAAUUGACCGAUAUUAAUGUAAUCACGUCUCCAAGGGAUGACGACGUUGAAAAUAACAGCGCUAUUAAUAUUGCAAGCAUGAAACCCGAGAGCCUGCAUCCAAACAUCUAAUGCGCGCUACCUCCUAUAUAUAUAUAUAUAUACACAUCAUGCAUGCAUGGCAACUCAUUGGAAAUGGGGCAUGCAUGCAUGAAGAAGAAAAAAUGAAGAAAAGGAGGCCGGGGGGACACGGGGAAGACAUGGAGAAACGAUGAUUAAUUAAUGUUAUAGGAAUCAGAUUUUUUUUUUUU